CAUUGAUAAUUUUCUAAAAUCCUAUUCAGAAAAAAUGGAUCUUCGCCAGCAGGUGAUGUCCCGCAACGUGCCGCAGUUGGUCAAGCUGCUCCUAGAGGAAGGUAACCAGCCGGACUCUAGCGAGGAAGUUAACCAGCCGGACUCUAGCGAGAAAGUUAACCAGCCGAACUCUAGCGAGGAAGUUAACCAGCCGGUGGAUCCGGCCACCUUCGAGAGGUGCUUAGAUUUCGCCAACAAGCGCUUGAAGCCGUUUGCGAACGAGGAGGUCUGCCCCGAGUCCGUGUUGCAUACCAUGAACCUUUUUAUCGAGAGGUAUCGUAGCGAAUUCCUGCCCGAGUUCGGGGAAACCUUCAAGGAACUGGCCCUUGUGGUGCUGAAACAUCCGCUCUGCGUCAACCACUUCCAGAAGAAUCUGCAGUGGUGCCUCCUGGACUUUAUGCUCUCGGUGAACUACAAGGCCUUUUAUGAGGUGCGCCGCAACCGGAAAGAGAUGCUCCAGAAAAGAGAGGAAAUUUUGAUGGCCCUGGCCCUGGCUACCGAUGGCGCUGAAGUGUCGCACGUUCCCAACGGCGGUUACGCCCGAGGCUCGAUGGGAGAUUCUGGCAAGACAACAACAGAAUGGGCGGAGAAUAGUCACGCUGAAACACCAAAAAAUACGCCUCGAUUCUACAUACCUGAAGCACGGAAUUCCACCGUUCAGAAUGAAUACAAAGGCCCCAGUAUGCCGGAAGUCGGUGCCAAUCUGGAAAACGCCACCUUUAGUCUUUCCAUGGACUCACCUACGCCUCAGGGUGCGUGGGGGUCCAGUUGCAUGGCUCAGCAUCUUCAGGAGGUGUAUGUCUCGGAGGACUUCUCCACCAACGAGGCCAGGAUGAACCUGCUGAUGAACCUCACCCAGGUGGACUCCUCUCUAGAAAGACCAACAAAGGUCAACUAUUACCGGGGCACGAACGACUUGCUCACCAGGAUCUACACGCCCUGGUGGCAGGUUGACAUACACGUGCACCAGCAAUCUCGGGCUCUGCCGAGCAGCUUCUUUUACAACUACGGCGGGUGGAUGCUUAAUAAGUUGCGGGAGAGCCAGAGCUCUCUGCGCAGGAUGACUGAGGAGCACCAGCUAAUGAGGGAGCUGCUCAUCCUGUUUUUCAUCUCUAGGGACAAUAGCCAAUUCCAGAUGAAGGGCAGCGGAGUUGUAGUGCUCACUACAGGAGCCAAAACAUGUGUCGUGAGCAAACUUUUGAAAGGACCUGUCAUAGGUGAGGUUUUCAAGUAUCUGGAUCAGAUGGGCGACCUCCGACAAUUAAUAGAGACUAAUGCCACGCCGCGAGUCGGUGGUUUGAGACUGGAGACAGUAUCGUACUUCACUGUGGCGGUUCUUCGACUGCUGCGCCCAGUAAUUGAGUUUCUGGUUUACUACGAACGCCGUUUGGCAACGGGCAGGGAAGCACCCACUGUUAGGCACUUUCUAAAUAUUUCCAAGGACGCAAUGCCGAGGCUGCAGCUUCUCUCUGAAGUUCCCGAUCCGAUGGUGGUGGGCCGGCCAGCGCUGUGUGUCCUCGGACUUCUGGAUGCCCUUGCCCUAAAGUGUUCCACGCCUGGGCACAGCAAAGAGGAAAGAUCCCUGAGUGCCGCUCUGCUCCUACACUCGCUCCAGGCCUACUGUCACUUCAUAGACUGCUGGUGGACCACCGGGGAGUUCCAGGACUGGCAGGACGAGUUUCCCUUCCAGAAGCUGCAAGUCGACGGGCGAACCGAGUACGACAUAAAAAGCUGUUUACAAGAGGAGGACGUCCAUCUGGGCGGACGUCUACUUAAAGUGCUCCAGAAUCACCUGGACGAGGCCAGCCAAGCUGUGGCAAUGCUCUACGACACCCGGAGAAUGGGUGACUUCAUUUCGCUGCACGGCAGUAAAUUCAAGGUGUCACUCCACAACUUCCUGAUGGAAGCCGUGCUUAAAGAAUUGCUUCCUUACCAGACGGAUCAGGUGAUGGAAAACAACUAUGCACCAGAUAUAUUGCAGCAGCAGAAGUACGAAGAGGAGAAGAUAGUUCGGCGCUUGUUUUAUGCCUUUCACAUAGAGACGAGGCCCGAUCCCCGACACCCAGCCAGGUGUUCUGUGGAGGAGCUGGUCAAGAACUUCAACUCCUGUGUGGAGUACACGCCAAUCGAGGAGAUUAUUUGGGAUCAGUUGGCAGUCGGCCUGAGGAGACGCAGUAUUAUGGCCAACUCUUAUGUGACCCAUGUGGUCAUGACGGAGCUGAAGCUUCCCAAGGCUGUAAACCACCUCAGGUCCGUCUACACUCUGGAAAAAUACGACCUCUUACGCAGGAAAUUUGAGGAUUUCUUCGGAUUACUGUCGAAGAAAAGUGUGGAAAAAGCUAAAAAGAAGAUGAAGGCGAUUGUAGAUUCUCAGGACCCCAACCUGGCCAAUCUAUUCCAUGUGAACCUUGAGGGGUCUCAUCCUAACUUCCUUACCGUGUCUGUGGGCUUUGAUAUUUUUCUCAACCAGGUGAUGCCCCAGGUACACUUCAAUCAACUGAACUCCUGCUUUCGGUUGAUUCUUAGCAUUCACUGGACCCUUUAUAGGCUGAAGAGACUACCUCCACUGAAGAUCAGCCGAUUUGUAGAUUUGGAGGUGGCACUCCUGGUCCUCCGAAACUCUUUGGAAAAAGCUCUCGAGGAACAGCUCAAGGGAUCGGGAAAAGUCAAGCGGCUCGAGGAAAUCCUUUAUCAGAGUGAAGAACUCCAGAAAAAAUGCACGAUCCGCGAACUCAGACAGGCGCAGGAGUGGUUCCUUCGGCAAGUAGGCCAUGUAGUCAGUGAGGUGAUGUCCAAGGGAAAUUUUGCCAGCAGGAUGGAGGAGUUUUUGGGUUUUUGCGAAGUCUUGUACAGCUUGUGGAUGAAGGCCUGGUCUGUCCUCAACAAUACUGAAGUUCAAAAGCCAAGGACCACUUGUGAGAUUAAGUUCGAAUGGCUAAGGUUCUUCUACCUCCAGAGGAUCCACAAGCACUGCAAGGUAAUGGCCUCCCACCUCGGCGUGAAGUUAAUUCACUUUUCCUAAAUGGAAUAUAUUUAUUAUAUUAUUCUA
This is a messenger RNA of Drosophila bipectinata, 3088 nucleotides long. RefSeq names its product testis-specific gamma-tubulin ring protein 128 (gene t-Grip128). NCBI's taxonomy places the organism in Eukaryota, Metazoa, Arthropoda, Insecta, Diptera, Drosophilidae. The record is from RefSeq and is a predicted model, not a curated record.